This is a messenger RNA of Danaus chrysippus (African queen), 327 nucleotides long. The record is from the annotation of a GenBank genome assembly. NCBI's taxonomy places the organism in Eukaryota, Metazoa, Arthropoda, Insecta, Lepidoptera, Nymphalidae.
AUGAAAUUUUUUAUUGCUCUCUGCUUGCUUGCCGUGGCUGCAGCUGCCCCUCCUUACGAUAACAUACAAGUAGUCAAAUACGACAAUGACAACAUCGGAAUAGGAAACUACAGAUUUUUAUUGGAACAAUCUGAUGGUUCUAAGCAAGAACAAUAUGGUGAGCUUAAAAACGAAGGUCAAGUUGGUCAAGCCGUGCAAGUCAGAGGAUCUUAUUCAUGGAUAGCUCCCGAUGGAUACAAGUACACCGUUAACUAUGUUGCUGAUGAAAACGGGUACAGAUCGACAAUUGACAAAGAAGAACGCCAAUAUAGAUUAAGUAGUCAAUGA